This is a messenger RNA of Hippoglossus stenolepis (Pacific halibut), 1650 nucleotides long. It is a transcript of the gene sco2, whose product is annotated as protein SCO2 homolog, mitochondrial. Gene Ontology annotation, biological process: mitochondrial respiratory chain complex IV assembly. The transcript has 2 exons. The record is from RefSeq and is a predicted model, not a curated record. NCBI's taxonomy places the organism in Eukaryota, Metazoa, Chordata, Actinopteri, Pleuronectiformes, Pleuronectidae. Bases 352 to 1176 code for a protein of 274 amino acids.
CCAGUUUCCUUAGGAUGCAGGUCACGUGUUAAAUACCCGGAAGCUUAUCACUUACAUGUUGUCUGCGGAGGUUUGGACUCGAGGUGACCCGGUAUCUUCUCCCGGUAACUUCUCCCGGUUCUUACGUUAACGGAGGAGCAGCUUCACGCUAAACUACCGCGGAGGUGUUUGUGUCUGAACCGGGGUCUGACCCGGGUCUGACCGGGUCCACCUGAAUCUGUUCCAUGUUCCGGGUCGUCGGUGUGAAUCCUCUGAAGAACCCGGUGAUUGACGGGAACGCCCCUGAGGACAGGUGAGCAUCUGAGGCAGGAAGCCACGUCUCAAACCUUCAUUCAGGAACUCGUUUUAAAGAUGUCUGUGUUGCGGUGCAUUGUGGGUGGACUGCGUCUUCCUUGGGUCCAGCAGAAACUUGUGUCCUCGCCAUCUCUAACUUCAGCGAGUGUCCUCGUCAGACCGCGUGGACGUCCUCCUCAUCUUCCUCCACAGCGACUCCUGUCUGCGGGGGGUGACUCGCCAGUUUCUGCAGCGAAGCUGAAGCUCAGGACUCGUCUGUUGGUGACUCUGCUGUUUGGCGGCGGCGUGCUGGCCGCCUGGUGGUACGUGUACGAGGAGAAGCAGCAGAGGUUGCGGCGACAGCGCAUUGAGCAGCUUGGGCAGGUGGCUGUGGGUCAGGGGAACUUCAGUCUCCUGGACCAUAGGGGGCAGCGCAGGACCAAGCAGGACUUCCUGGGCAGCUGGGUGCUGCUGUACUUCGGCUUCACGCACUGUCCCGACAUCUGCCCCGAAGAGCUGGAGAAGAUGAGCGCCGUGGUGUCGGCUCUGGACCAGGACACCUCGCUGCCGCCCGUCCAGCCGCUCUUCAUCACCGUGGACCCGGACAGGGACGAUGUGGCGGCGCUGGACCGGUACGUCAAAGACUUCCACCCCCGUCUGAUCGGACUGACCGGAACAUCAGAGGAGGUGAAACACGCGGGGCAGGACUACAGAGUGUACGCCAGCCCCGGACCCAAAGACGAGGAUGGAGACUACAUCGUGGAUCACACAAUCCUGAUCUACUUGAUCAGUCCUGACGGGUUCUUCCUCGAUUAUUACAACAGAACCAAGAAUGAGGAGCAGAUCGGCGAGAGCGUCAAGAACCACGUCAGAAACCACGUCAAGCUCGGAGAAGAUCGCUGAGACACGACACUCCCCGUCAGAGACCGAGUCUGUUUCAUCAAAUAACAACAAAAGAUUCAAAAUCUGAAGUUGUUCAGUUUGUUCGACCGGACGAUUCAAACUCUGAACGUCCUCAGCGAGUCUGGAGGAGUUUGAACAGAAGACGUGUUUUUCAGACAUGAGGACGAACUCAAGUCGUCUCAUCGAGUUGAGCUGCGACCGCGAGUCCGUCGACAGAAAAGUUCUGCUGCUGAUUUAUCUGAGUUUGUGAAAAUAAACUGAAUCUUUGUGUUUUCAACUUUUUAUCUGAGGAUGUAUGUUUUUAUUUAGAGGUUUUCUGACAUUUUAUUGAGCUAAUGAUGAAUAAGGAAAUAAUAACAAAUACUGAGUACAGUUUAUUCAGAGAUUUAAAAAGUUUUCUGUUCUAGAAACAAAACAAAUAAAAUCCAGAUUAAUGAAUGAAUGAAAAUAAAAUUGAACGUGAUUUGAUCCAAA